This is a messenger RNA of Pleurotus ostreatus (oyster mushroom), 558 nucleotides long. RefSeq lists its product as uncharacterized. The record is from RefSeq and is a predicted model, not a curated record. The transcript is spliced from 3 exons. NCBI's taxonomy places the organism in Eukaryota, Fungi, Basidiomycota, Agaricomycetes, Agaricales, Pleurotaceae. Bases 1 to 558 code for a protein of 185 amino acids.
AUGUCCUUUACGCUUGCCCGCUCACCUGUUCCUGUGAUCUCCGCACAGAUGGAGUUUACCCGCGACAUCUUGGAGGCAUGGAAGGAGGAGAACAACGGGGGGCAGAGGAAGAAUCAACGACCCCGACGUGAUGCGAGUGGCAGCGGCAGCAAUAUUGAGACCUCGUCCAAUGAUGGCACUAAUGACCGUGGUGCCCAAGGCAAGAUCCCAAAGCCUAUCGGAGAGCCUGGACGACGCCCUGAGACCGGCGGCUUCCCUUUGAAGGAACGACUCCUGAAAGUUGAGAUGUGGGAAGAGGAGACAUACGAUGACAUCCUUAACGCCGUCCGUAAGGCGUCUCAGGUUGCUCUGAACCUGUCAGUCAGUUUCAAGUUCCAGGAUAAAACCAAGGUUGACAUGAUAUGUGCGAAGAUGGCUCGCAAGUGGAACUUCCUAGACGAGUAUGAUGGCCACUGGCCUGUGAAAAGCAUGCUUAAGGCGUAUCUCAAGUACACAUCUGAGCGUGCUCGCAAGGAUAACAAGGACGCUGCAGAGGAGUUGGAGAGGGAUGUUGAAUAA